AUGGCCAUGGCUCAUGGGUUGUUGAAGCCCUUAAUAUCAGCUGCAAGUGCAAGAUUCUCUUACUUCUCCAAUUCUUCGCUUUCUACAGGUUCAGUGGUCAGGCCCUUCACAAAAAAGACAACAACCCAAGUCCCUGCUGCGAAAAUGGCCACCAGCAGUGGAGCUGACAACCAGACAAACUCCACUAAAGUCAUAGAUUCACAUUUGCACGUUUGGGCAUCACCCGAAGAGUCCCUGGAAGAAGCAGGUGUAGAUGGCGCACUUAUUGUACAGCCCAUUAAUCAUAAGUUUGAGCAUUCUUUAGUGACAAGUGUCCUGAAGAAGUAUCCAAACAAGUUUGUUGGUUGCUGCCUUGCAAAUCCUGCAGAAGAUGGAAGUGGACUUAAGCAUCUUGAAGAACUUGUUUUGAAGGAUGGCUAUCGUGCUGUUCGCUUUAACCCAUAUCUGUGGCCAUCCGGACAGAAGAUGACAAAUGAUGUUGGAAAGGCAUUGUUUUCUAAAGCAGGAGAACUUGGAGUACCAGUUGGUUUCAUGUGCAUGAAGGGUCUCGAUCUUCAUCUUUCAGAAAUUCAGGAAUUAUGCACAGAAUAUCCUUCUACAGUUGUAUUGCUUGAUCAUUUGGGUUUUUGCAAACCACCAGCAAAUGAUGAAGAAAGUCUUUCCUUCUCUGAGCUUCUAAAGCUAUCCAAAUUCCCUCAGGUGUAUAUUAAAUUCAGUGCGCUGUUCAGGGUGUCAAGAAUGUCAUUCCCAUAUCAGGAUUUGGCUCCCCUCCUCUCCCAAGUUGUCUCAAGCUUUGGCGCGAACCGUAUCAUGUGGGGCAGUGAUUUCCCAUAUGUUGUUCCUGAAUGCGGUUAUAAAGGUGGAAAAGAAGCGGUAUUGUCCGUUGCCAAUCAAGUACCUUUAUCAUCAUCCGAGUUGGAGUGGAUCAUGGGUAAGACAGUGAUGCAACUCUUCCAAGGUCAAUGGCUUCAAUGA
Molecule: messenger RNA, 975 nt
Organism: Dovyalis caffra
Lineage: Eukaryota; Viridiplantae; Streptophyta; Magnoliopsida; Malpighiales; Salicaceae
Source: the annotation of a GenBank genome assembly